Molecule: messenger RNA, 4611 nt
Organism: Colletotrichum karsti
Lineage: Eukaryota; Fungi; Ascomycota; Sordariomycetes; Glomerellales; Glomerellaceae
Exons: 2
Coding region: 1-4611 (1536 amino acids)
Molecular function (GO): protein binding
Source: RefSeq, a predicted model, not a curated record
AUGCCGCAUUUCGACCAGCUUGACCCUCCGAAGAAGGGCAAACCAAUCAAAUCAGCCUUCGACAGUGAGAGCUUUGAUGCCGAUGGCACUAUUCAUGUCGCCGGGCUCGUGGGAUCCGCGACAAUCGCUCCUUCGGGUCGCGAUGUCGCCUUAGCAUCGCCUGAGGGCUUGUCCAUCAUUGACUUGGACUCACCAUACAACCCUCCCCGGCGCCUCAGCAGCCACGGCUCACCAUGGCUCGUAACCGACGUUCAGUGGUCACCCUUCGCCGCUCGCGACUACUGGGUCGUCUCUACAGCAAACCAUCGCGCCCUCGUAUGGAACCUAAACCUGAGGGACGACUCGGCCUCCGGCGCCAUCGAACAUUCUCUCCAAGGGCAUAGCAGAGCCAUCACCGACAUCAACUGGUCUGCGCACCAUCCCGACCAGCUCGCUUCUUGCGCCGUCGACGGUUACGUCCACUGCUGGGAUCUGAGGCGCCCAAGACAGCCUGUACUCACCUUCUGCGACUGGUUCGCCGGCGCUACCCAAGUCAAGUACAACCGCCAGGACCCGCACAUCCUGGCAUCGUCACACGACAGGUGGUUGCACAUAUGGGACGAGCGGCGAGCAUGCGAGCCCUUGAAAUCGAUCAGCGCGCACACAUCGAAGAUCUACGGUAUCGACUGGAACCGCACCCAGUCAACCAGGAUCGUCACGUGUUCUCUGGAUAAGCACAUCAAGUUCUGGGACUACGGCAGCGACCAGGAUGUUCCGGAGCGUGUCAUCCGAACCGAGUUCCCGGUGUGGCGUGCUCGUCACACCCCGUUCGGCCGGGGUCUCCUAGCGAUGCCUCAGAAUGAACCAGGCGAUCUGUAUUUGUACGACAGGCGACCUCCGCCAAAGGACCCCGAGGAGGGACCGACAGAGCCUGUCGCGAUCUUUCCCGGCCACGGCAACCACAAAGCCAAGGAGUUCCUGUGGAGGAGCAGAGGCAGCAUUAACGAUGAGGGGCUGGACAACAGGGAUUUCCAGCUGGUAUCGUGGGGAGACGACAACGAGCUGCGGCUGCAGCAGGUUGACCCGUCGAUAUUGGAGUCUGUUGGCUACGUCAAGGGGAUGCCUGCGCCGAAGAAUAUUGUGCUUACACGUAAAGGCGCCGCCUACAAAACAUUUCGAGCAGUGGAGGACAGUGUCAGCCGAGACAGGCGAAGUGCGACCAUGAGCGAUCCCCGCACCGGCGCGCAGCACCGACAGAGUGCCUUGACCAUGGGCAUGCGAUCUGGGCCGACCACUUAUACCAGACUUGGCGCUGGCUGGAAGGGUUCUUCCAUGAAGGCUAAGAGCACCUUCAAGGAGCAGGAUCGUAGCCAGGCGCAUAUCGGCUGGAUGAAGGGAAUCAUGAUGAACAAGAGGAAAACCUCGACCGACAGCCCCAGGAGAGCAGACUCGAAAGACUCGACCAUGUUCAGCCCUGGAUACAUGGAUGACGACAAGUGGGGAGACCCGGAGACGAUUCAGGAGGAGUUCCUACGUAUCAGUGUGCAACUACCGAAGGUGAAGUGGGAGAACAUCGACAUGGACUCGUUGACCCUCCACGCAUCCCUGAACGGGCCCUGGGGAGCGAACGGGGAAACCAUCUUCAUCAAGGUCAGAGUCGACAUACCUGCCAACUAUCCCAAGUUUAAGGCGCCAAAGUUCUACAUCGAGAAAACGAGCUUUAUGCCAGAGAAAACCCACAGAAAGGUCGAACACGAGAUUCACGAGCUCUGCCACCAAUUCUUGCAGCAGAAGCAGAACUGCUUGGACGUGGCGUUCUCCUAUCUGUUGGGCGAAAUCGACCUUGCAGCCAGCACCAACUUCUUCAAAAACGUCAAAGACCUAGACGAUCCCCUAGAUGGACUCGCGUCCGAAAGCUCCAGCGAAGAUGAAAACGACAUUCCCGCCGGCGGCUCUGCGUCCAUGUCCCAGGAAUUGCCUCCGAAUCCCGAUGCCGACAGCACGUUGGCACCAAACAACAGACCCACGAUCCCUCCUCUGCCGCGAUUCUGCGGCGCAAGAUUCUCGAAUGAUGGCAGGCUUGUGUGCUUCUUCCCGACCAAGGAAGAAAAGGCGAAGGCGUUGCUGUUCGCGCCCAUCGAACCGCUCCGCGAGAGACCAAAGGGCGAGCCCGUGUUCGCCGGCUUUGGCCGUCUCGCGCAUGAUUCACCCCCUGGGAAGAGAUAUGGGAAUGACGAAAUGUCUGCCACAGACGAACAAUCCGACUCCGACGAGACGGACGGCUCGUCGUCGUCCAGUGACUCGGAGUCUACUUCCAUUAACAAGAUGAGCUUGUGGUACCAGCCGCGCCAUCGUUUCCGGAGAACCUGGAGCGAGAACCGGUCCGUCAGAUCUAGUGGCGGGGGUACGGGAGUCGGCACCGGCACCGGCACGGGGUCACUCAGGAGACGACCUCCGGGCAAGUCCAAGAACGUCGUCUCGCUCCACGACCUGUCCGACAUUCUCCCCGCGAAGAAGGAAUUUGCCAAGGAGUAUGCAAUUUUCGGAGAGGGAGCGGAGGUCUGCGAACACAAUGCUAAGGUCGCCGAGAAACACGGCUGUCAAGAUUUGGUGGACGUCUGGCGCUAUCUCUCGUUGCUUCUACGUAGAGACAUCCCGCUGGAACUCUUGAACUUGGACCAACGUCAGAACUCCUCCAUUCUGGUCAUCGCCCGAGACGCCAUCUCCCGCUUCCGUGCCGAGGGCGCCUCGCCCGACUUGGAGAAAUCCGGCAAGGACGUCGCCGACUUCAAUGGUAGAGUCAAGUGGGGCAACCAUCCGCUUGCCAAGGACUUCAUCAAUGACCUGUUCGAAUACUUCGAGAGGACGGCGGACAUUCAGAUGUUGGCCAUGCUCUCGUGCAUUUUCAGCGAAUCCUUCACGGAAGACAGCGUCGCGUACGCCGAGUCGCACCUCUCGCAGCCCGAGACGCCGCUGCCAAUGAAGGCGCCGUCUUUCUCUCUCGACUACUUCCCGACUGACGCAUCCCUCUGGAACCUCAACGGAAGAAGCCAGACAAACUCCGCGAUAACCACCCCGCGCACUUUACACACGCCAAUCCGCUACUCUGGCUCUCAAGGCUCCGCCGAGGAAGUCCUCUGGGCCGGCGACCCCGGAUCGAACUCGUAUUCCUGCGGCGAGACCCCGCCGACCAAGGGCGUCAAAGAAUACCUAGGCCACGAAGGAGACCAAACACCCAGCCUAUCCACAUCGCCCAGCGGCCGUGGCCUUACGAGAGCAAACUCAGGCCUCACCUCGAGCUUCGCCAUCAACUUCCCCCGCCCCUUCAGCGGCGUCGCCACGGGAACCACAACCGCCGCCUCCUCGCCCCCCAACAACCACGGCCGAAAGCGUCCCAGCCCCGCGGACACGAUCCUCAGCACCCUGGCCCCCGGCGCCGUCGGCAACGUGACGUGGGGAAGCUCAACCAUCAUGGGCGGCGGCGCCGACCCGGGCACUGCUCGCACGUCCCUCGACGAAGACGACGUCUACCGCGAGGACCUCUUCUCCCUCGUCCCCGUCGCCGUCUCCGUCCACAUGGAGGACCAGACCAUCUUCGACGACGACGGCUGGAUGACCACACCGCUCCUCGAGCCCUCCCGCGCCGACAUGUACGCCACCUACCGCUACGUCUACGCCGAGAUCCUGCAGAUGUGGAACCAGCCCCUCGCCCGCCUCGAAAUCAUGAAGUUCAACGUCCUCCAACAGACACAGGCUGGCCUCGAAGACUCCUUCCACGAGACCUUCAGCGUGGCCGACACGUCGACCACAAUCCAACAACAUCACCACCAGCCCCAACUCUCCCAAUCCCUCCCAACCCACGCCCAGCACGCUUCACACCACCAACAACAACCGACGCAACCGCACACCACCUCCCCGAUCCUCCUCGGCAAAAAGGAACAACUCCAAUCCCUCGUCGCCUCCGGCCGCGGCCUCGACGUCACCGGCGUCUGCCGCGUCCACGAGACCCAGCUCGAGCCCCUCAAAUACACCUCCGCCACCGCCUCCCGCCUCGGCGGCGCCGUCGGCACCUGCGACCGCUGCCGCCGCCUCCAGUCCCAGCUCCUCUGCGCCUACUGCCGCGAGCCCGUCGACGCCCUCUACCCCCCCUGCCUCGGCUGCGGCUGCGCCUUCCACGACGCCUGCCUCGCCGAGUGGCACGCCGCCGGCGAGCUCCUCUGCCCCGCCGGCGACGAGUGCAACUGCGUCGAGGAGGCCUCGAGCGGCCAGGUCGAGAGCUGGGCCGCCAUGAUGGGCGCCCUGCGGAAAGGAGGCCCCGCCGCCGCGGCUGCGGCUGCCCCGGCGGGUGGGGUCAACGGCAGGACCGGGUUGAUGCUGCCGCCGCCCGCGAUAGAAGAGCCCGGCGACGAGGUCGAGAGGGGUGACUGGGAGAGCGUGGCGAGCUCGGCCGGGAUCCCGAGCCGGAUGCAAGGCGGGGGCACGGUCAUGAGCGCUGCCAAGAUCAGUCUCGGGAACAGGUUGAAGAAGUCCGCCGGCGAUUGGUCCCGGGCCUCGACGAACUUGAGGAGGAGAGGUGGUGGAGGAGGAGCGAAUGGGGGAGGUAUGAGCGGGAGCUGGCGGAGUGUGAGGUGA